This is a messenger RNA of Talaromyces rugulosus, 2025 nucleotides long. RefSeq lists its product as uncharacterized. The coding region runs from base 1 to 2025 and encodes 674 amino acids. Gene Ontology annotation, cellular component: spindle pole body; nuclear pore transmembrane ring. Gene Ontology annotation, biological process: spindle pole body localization; nuclear pore organization. NCBI's taxonomy places the organism in Eukaryota, Fungi, Ascomycota, Eurotiomycetes, Eurotiales, Trichocomaceae. Gene Ontology annotation, molecular function: spindle pole body-nuclear membrane anchor activity. The record is from RefSeq and is a predicted model, not a curated record. The transcript is spliced from 3 exons.
AUGGCUACUACGAUACCCAGACCGUACAGGCGCAUCCUGACCUCUGCCUUGCACCGGAGAUUCGUCCAUGCUUCGGCUCUUUCGCUGCUAGUGAACUACGUGGUCGCAUUCGCUAUUGGAACAAAAACAUCAUUCCUUUGGUCAUGGUUCCCACUAGGAGCAUGCGGUCUCCGUACCGUCCUUCUUUUCAUUGCGAGCUUAGGCGUCUUUUUCAUUCGAGUUGCUCAGAUGCACGCCGGACCCCGAACCACAGUCUCGCCAGUCGCAACGUUUCGCCACAUUUUCCCGCUUGAUAUCGUCCAGACGUUUGCGUGGUACAUGUUCUCUGCUUGGUGGUUCAGCGAAGUGUACUUGUGGUCAGUGCCCACUGAGGCUGAUCUGGGAUGGGUAAAACUUGACCGACUCACUGACCGGACGACUCUCAACGAACGAUCGAUUUAUUUACAUACCUAUCAUAUGACUCUGGCGGUGGUGCAGGCUGCGUUCCAUCUGUAUUGCGACUACGACCGCCUCACCAUUCCUGUUACCAAGCGCACUCCAGGGUCGAAAGAUAAGCGCACACAUGUCGUGGACCCAGUUCUGAAGAGAAUCAAUGGUGCGCUUGUUCAUUGUGCCGUUGACGCCUUUAAAAAGGCCGCAGCUGUCACUGCAGCCAGCCCUUUUAUCUACGUUCUAUUUCUGAGGCGCCCUGCGUGGAACUUUUCUCUUUUCUUCGCAAAGCUAUUCUGGAAUUUUUCUCGAGCAGCUGCCGAACCACAAAACAAGAUGCCUCCGGAAUUUUAUAACCUAUUCUACCGACAAAUCAUCUCUGGUGUUGGUCUUGUGUUUUUGUGGCAAACGGCCAAUCUGUUUUUCACGGUUUUCAUCACCCAAGAACCGUUGAAACGAGGACAGCCACUUACCACAGACGCCAAAGAUCCAACCGGAAGCUUGAUAAACGGGUUGAAGGCAAAGAAAGAAUUUGUCAAGAGCUACGCUUUCUGGGAACUGUGCUUUAUUAGCCAGCAAUUUUCAGAUCGACGCAAGGCAAUCUUUGGUGACAUUGACCGCGAGGGAGGGUCGGCUUGGAAGCAAGUGCUAGAGGCUUGCAUUGAACAUGUCAGCAGCGUGACUGGCCGGAUCAACAAUUAUAAAAACCCACCAUCUACCAUUACGGCAGCUCCUCCUCCUUUGAAGAAGGAGGCAAAUGUGUCUUACCCUCAGCUUCAAACACUACCCCAUCUAACAGAAGCCCCCAAGCAAGAAGACAUCUUUGCGCCAUCGCCAAAGGCAAACGGCUUCGGAGACAGCUUUGGAGCAAGAGCCAGGUCAUACGGCCACUCUCCUGAUUGGACGCCUGCUGCAACGGCCAAGGCGCGAGAAGCCCUUGGCCAGGCAUCGAAUAUGCUCCUCAGCCCCGAGAGGAAAAAGGCAUUAUUAUCCCUUGGAGGUUCUGAUGAAGAACAAAAACUCCUUCCCGCACCACCACCACCGCCAACACCAGCUCGGUCUCAAUCUUCAUUCAACAUAUCCUCAAUCCCCUUUGUCGCUCAAUUCCUUCGUUCCCCCAUAGGCAAGCCCUUUCGACAGACAUAUGCCCAACGCCUGUGCAGUAUUGUCUUUGGUACCCCUUACGGCCAACUAUCCUCGAUCGUCGACGCCAUCGAAUCCAUCGCCCAGUUGCUGAUUGCUAGCUUAACGGAAGAUUCCUUUGGCCAGGUCCAGACAGAUAUCCCGCGCGUCAUCAACCUAUUCACAAACACAAUCACCACCUUGGAAUCUUUCAUUUCUGAUGAUGCCGCCAAUGGUGGUCUCGAUAUCCACUGGUCCGACGUCACUUUCCCGCCAUCGAACAAACCCGAAGCCCAGGCAAAGGCACGCCGGGAUGUCGUUGAUGUUGAUAUUGUGCUAAGCACGCUCAAAUCCUCUCUCGCAGAGUUACUUGCCGCUUUUGAGAGGUAUCAGCGUGAAGUCGGUUUGCAGAGCAAGGAUAUCAGACUCGCCAAGGCGGCAGUCGGUUUACAGGAAGGAGAUGGGAACGAAUAA